This is a messenger RNA of Miniopterus natalensis, 4306 nucleotides long. RefSeq names its product taspase 1 (gene TASP1). Gene Ontology annotation, molecular function: threonine-type endopeptidase activity. The record is from RefSeq and is a predicted model, not a curated record. Gene Ontology annotation, cellular component: cytoplasm. Lineage: Eukaryota; Metazoa; Chordata; Mammalia; Chiroptera; Miniopteridae. Gene Ontology annotation, biological process: protein maturation.
AAUGCAUACCAUCUUUUUCUGUUUUCCUUUAGGGUAAUUCCCCUCCUGCAUUUACUUUUGGAUGGAAAUAUGCUCUUUUUCCAGUAGAAGAUGGUAAACUUGGAGAAUGACCAUGGAGAAGGGGAUGAUUUCUGGCGAAGGGCUGCCUUCCAGAUCAUCUCAGGUUCCGGCUGUUAAAAUAACAGCCAAAGAGUUGGAAACCAAGCAGUCCCAUAAAGAGAAGCGAGGGGGCUUUGUGUUGGUGCAUGCAGGUGCAGGUUAUCAUUCGGAAUCCAAAGCCAAGGAAUAUAAACAUGUAUGCAAACGAGCUUGUCAGAAGGCAAUUGAAAAGCUACAGGCUGGUGCUCUUGCAACAGAUGCAGUGACUGCAGCUCUGGUGGAACUGGAGGAUUCUCCUUUUACAAAUGCAGGAAUGGGAUCUAAUCUAAAUCUCUUGGGUGAAAUUGAGUGUGAUGCCAGCAUUAUGGAUGGAAAAUCCUUAAAUUUUGGAGCUGUUGGAGCACUGAGUGGAAUCAAGAACCCAGUCUCAGUUGCGAACAGACUCUUGUGUGAAGGGCAGAAGGGCAAGCUCUCCGCUGGCCGCAUUCCUCCCUGCUUUUUAGUUGGAGAAGGAGCCUACAGAUGGGCAGUAGAUCAUGGAAUACCCUCUUGCCCUCCUAACAUCAUGACCACAAGAUUCAGUUUAGCUGCAUUUAAAAGAAACAAGAGGAAACUAGAGCUGGCAGAAAGGGUGGAAACAGAUUUCAUUCAACUAAAGAAAAGAAGACAAUCAAAUGAAAAGGAGAACUCAGGCACUUUGGACACGGUGGGCGCUGUGGUUGUGGACCAUGAAGGGAAUGUUGCUGCUGCUGUCUCCAGUGGAGGCCUGGCCCUGAAGCAUCCAGGGAGAGUUGGGCAGGCUGCUCUUUAUGGAUGUGGCUGCUGGGCUGAAAAUACUGGAGCUCAUAAUCCCUACUCCACAGCUGUGAGUACCUCAGGAUGUGGGGAGCAUCUUGUACGCACCAUACUGGCUAGAGAAUGUUCACAUGCUUUACAAGCUGAAGAUGCUCACCAAGCUCUGUUGGAGACUAUGCAAAACAAGUUUAUUGGUUCACCUUUCCUGGCCAGUGAAGACGGCGUGCUCGGAGGGGUGAUUGUUCUCCGAUCCUGCAGAUGUUCCGCGGAGCCCAGCUCCUCCCGGAAUAAGCAGACUCUUCUAGUGGAAUUUCUGUGGAGCCACACGACGGAGAGCAUGUGUGUUGGCUACAUGUCAGCCCAGGAUGGGAAAGCCAAGGCUGGAAUUUUAUUGUAUUGCAAGUAAGACACAGUUAUAGCUGAGAAGCUGGGCUCAAAAGGGAAGGGGCUAUAACAACUCAUAUUCUUCUUAAGAGCAGAAGCCCUUGGCCUACCCCCGAUUCCUGCCUCCUCUGGAGAACUGUGGAAUUAGUGGCAGGACUGGUCAGCAGAAUGACUGGGUUGUAAAACACCCUUGCACAUGAUGCUGAGAACCAUGGCAGUGAAAUGAAGAAGAACGCAUCUUUAAAAACUAAAAUAAAUUUUGUAAUUUAGAAACUAUUUCAGAAAAAAUUUUUUUCUCCAUUUGUUCUGCUUUCCAAAUAUUGCCACCUUUGUGCUUGUUACCGAACUCAGAAACUAAAGCCACCCAGCUUUUGAACAUUUUAUGUAAGCUAAUCUAAGUUAAUGCCUUGAAUUAAAGCUCACCUCAAAAUCAUACUGCUUAAAAAGGUUGGAUAAUAAUAUCACUUUAUCCAGAAUUCAUGUAUAAUUUGAAUAAAAAGAUGUAGAUUCUUUUGUAAGUUUCUUUUUUUUAUAGGAUGGUCUGUCAGCUAUAUCAUUUAACUUCUAAAGUCUUCUGUAGCCUAAGUUAAAGAGAUUUCUUUUCAUUGAACAAAAAUUAGGGCACUGAUAACAGUUGGAUUUAAAAAUCAGAUCCCAUAUCCUGCCCAGAUAGCAGUUAAUGGACAGUUUUUAAUAAACACCUAGUGUGCAUGGACUACAGUAAUAAAAACAGAUGCUAAAACUGGCAUGGAACUUAAGUAUAAUAAGUGAACCCAACAUUUCUUCUACUAUGUAGAGGUCACUUUUUAUAGCAGUAGUGAUGAAAAUACUAUUAUAAAAAUUCUACCUUGGGGAGGAACGAGCUAUUUUGUGGUCUUAAAGUAUCUCCUCACAGAUUUCUUACUAGUUGCUGGGGAGAAUACUAGUUUAUACUGGAGAAACCAGGCAACAACUUGACUGUGGUCAAAAUUCAUGUCAGGUGUAAGGGGCAGAUGGACAUUAUGUGCCUCUGGAUGUGAUAACCUGAGAAGACACAAAUACCACUUCCAUAGUAGCCCACCUGGAAGUGCAUUACCUGUACCUAAUCCCAAGGAAACAGAAAAAUCUAAAAUGGUGAACAUUCUAUGAAGAAAGAAAAGGGUCUGUACAGUUGAACUUGAACAAUAUGGGUGUGAACUAUACAGUCCACUUAUAUGUGGAUUUUUUUUCAAUACAUGCUGUAAAUAUAUUUUCUCUUAUGAUUUUCUUAACGUUAUUUCUUUGGCUACUUUAUUGUAAGCUAUAGUAUGUAACACAUAUAACAUAUAUAUGUAAAUCAGCUGUUUACAUUAUUGGUAAGGCUUCACUGGUAAGGUCAAGAGUAGUUAAGUUUUUAGGGAGUCAAAGUUAUGCACAGAUUUUUUACUGCAUGGGAGGUUGGUGCCCUUAACCCUGUUAUCCAAGGGUCAACUGUAUUCUUAAAAAAUCUCAAGGUCAUAAAAGCAAAGGCUGCACAAAUGUUCCAGAUUAAACAAUACUAAAGGAGGGGGAAAUACAUUAUUAGGUUAAUUUACAAAAUUAGAAUAUGGAUGGUAAACAUGUUGCAUCAUUUUUAAAUUUGUUGUGACUGUACUGCGUUUUGUAAGGAAAUAUGCUUACUCUUAGGAAAUACAAACUGAAGUAUCUAGGGUUAAAGGACCAUAACAUAUGCAAUAUCAUCAUGAUGGCCCAGAAAAAAAAUGUUCUGGGGAUGGGUGGUGGGUGGAUAGCAAAUUACAAACCAAAUGGAGCAAAAUGGAACCUGGAUAAAGGAAGCAUGGGUAUUCCUUGAACUAGUCCAUAAUUUUGAAAUUAUUUUCAAAUAAAAAGUUAAUAUUACCCUUGGAUAAUAUGGUACAUUUGAUUGGUCCUUUGGGCCUUGCAGUUGACGUGAACAAGCAUUGGAAUGGAUGUGGUGCCGGGAAGUAGGAACCUGGGGUGUCCUCCACUCGGUGCGUGCUGAGAGCCUGAUGUGGUGUGAUCACUCUGCCCCUCUGCUUCUCAGAGGACUCAUCUGGAAAAUGAGAAUUAAAGUACCUCACUAUGCCUUCAGUCCUUCCUGGGAUAGGCAUGAUAGGAACAGGGAAGCAAGAUCUUAUUGUCUGAAUAUAGAUGACUGGACCCCCAUUAAGUUAUUCAUAUAAUAUUAUGGCUGUAUUGUCUAUAUUGUGGUUAUUGUAUAUAUUAUAGCCCUUUGCCCCAGAUAGUUGUUUCCAAUCUGCAAAAUUUGAAAUCCUACAUGCCAGAUUACAUAAGCAGAUAGUUGCUAGUCAGUUUUUCAGUAGAAUUUUAUGAUCCCAGUGUCGUAUCUACUAUGUUUUGUUUUUAUGAAGAUGGUUUCUGGGGCUUUAGGAAAAUUCUCAAUAAAUGUCUAUUUAGAAGGGAUAGCACAGAUGAAAUUUCUGAGAACUUUUUUUAGAUUUAACUUAUUUCUCAAAUAAAGCCAUGGGUGGAAGACUUAACGAUGCAGACACAGUUUGCGAAAUGCAUUGUUAGGCAAUUUAGUAGUUGUGUGAGCAUCGUUGUGUGUUCUUAACAAAUCUAGAUGGUAUAGUCUACUAUACACUAGGCUAUAUGGGAUAGCUUAUUGCUCCGGGGCUAUAAACCUGUAUAGCAUGUUACUGCACUGAAUACUCUAGGCAGUUGUAACAUAAUGGUAAAUGUUUGCAGUAAAAAUAUAGUAUAAAAGAAAAAAGAAUGGUACAUUGGUAUUGGGCACUUACCAUGAAUGGAACUUGCAGGACUGGAAGUUGCUCUGGUGAGUGAGUCCAUGAGGGAAUGUGAAGGCUAGGACAUUACUGUCCACCACUGCAGACUUUACAAACUCUGCAAGAGUAAAUCAAGUACAAGAGAAAAUGAUGCAGUCAAGCGAUGCUGCAAACACAGGAUGUGUGAUGAGGAUGCUGGUGUAUAAUGUGGAUACUGCUUCACAGCAAACUGGUUUGUGAGUAGAAAGAGUACACCCUAAAAUAACAGUAAAACUUAUAGAAUAGUAAAUAUGUAAACCAGU